Messenger RNA from Tyto alba (common barn owl), 8915 nucleotides. RefSeq names its product histone deacetylase 4 (gene HDAC4). Gene Ontology annotation, molecular function: histone deacetylase activity. Gene Ontology annotation, cellular component: histone deacetylase complex. NCBI's taxonomy places the organism in Eukaryota, Metazoa, Chordata, Aves, Strigiformes, Tytonidae. Gene Ontology annotation, biological process: negative regulation of transcription by RNA polymerase II; chromatin organization. The record is from RefSeq and is a predicted model, not a curated record. Bases 322 to 3591 code for a protein of 1089 amino acids. The transcript is spliced from 27 exons.
CCCCCCCCCGCCCCGGCGAGCAGCGCCGCCGCCGCCGCCGCCGCCGCCGCCUCGGUGCUGCGCGGGGCUCGGCGGGGAGCGAUGCGGGCAGCGGUUCCCAUUUUGAAAGCCAUUAGAAGAUAUUCUGCCACCCUAUUGGAUUAUUCCCUAUACAACGCAGCAUGUCACUGUGCCCUGGAUUUUAUAAGGUGGCCAUGAUUUAAUCCCCACUUCCAAUUUCUAUGUAUUGGUGAAGCAUUGGAGCUCUUUAGAGCUGCUGUUACUUGCGUGGAAACUGAUCUGUCUUGAAUCCCUUCUCCAAAGGACUAGACGUUACUAGCAAUGAGCUCCCAAAGCCAUCCAGAUGGGCUUUCUGGCAGAGACCAGCCAGUAGAGCUGUUGAAUCCACCUAGAGUGAACCACAUGCCUAGCUCUGUUGAUGUGACCACAGCACUGCCCUUGCAAGUCGCACCGACUUCAGUCCCGAUGGAUCUGCGCUUGGACCACCAGUUUUCCAUGCCCGUGACGGAGCCGACGCUGCGGGAACAGCAGCUUCAGCAAGAGCUCCUGGCGCUGAAGCAGAAGCAGCAGAUCCAGAGGCAGAUCCUCAUCGCCGAGUUCCAGCGGCAGCACGAGCAGCUCUCCCGGCAGCACGAGGCCCAGCUGCACGAGCACAUCAAACAGCAGCAGGAGAUGCUGGCAAUGAAGCAUCAGCAGGAACUGUUGGAGCACCAGAGGAAGUUGGAGCAGCACCGACAGGAGCAGGAGCUGGAGAAGCAGCACCGAGAGCAGAAACUUCAGCAGCUAAAAAACAAAGAGAAAGGAAAAGAGAGUGCAGUGGCAAGCACAGAAGUAAAGAUGAAAUUACAAGAAUUUGUCUUAAAUAAGAAGAAGGCAUUGGCACACCGGAAUCUCAACCACUGUAUAUCCAGCGACCCUCGCUUCUGGUACGGGAAGACACAGCACAGCUCUCUGGACCAGAGCUCCCCACCCCAAAGUGGCGUAUCCGGCACCUACAAUCACCCUGUACUGGGGAUGUAUGAUUCCAAAGAUGACUUCCCACUCAGAAAAACAGCGUCUGAACCCAAUCUGAAGUUACGAUCCAGACUAAAGCAAAAAGUUGCCGAAAGACGAAGCAGUCCCCUCUUGCGCAGAAAAGACGGUCCGGUGGUUACUGCUCUUAAGAAGCGCCCGCUGGAUGUCACAGGUACGUCGGACUCUGCAUGCAACAGUGCUCCUGGAUCUGGUCCCAGCUCUCCAAACAACAGCUCCAAUAACAUAAGCGCCGAGAACGGAAUUGCAGGAUCAGUCACGAGUAUUCAAGCAGAGACCAGCCUGGCUCACAGACUUGUGAAUCGUGAAGGCUCGGUAACACAGCUCCCACUCUACACGUCUCCCUCUUUGCCCAACAUCACGCUAGGACUGCCUGCAACUGGUCCUUCCAGCGGAGGAUCAGCACAGCAGGACGCGGAGAGGCUUACUAUCCCAACCUUACAGCAGCGGAUCUCUUUAUUUCCUGGCACUCACCUCACUCCCUACUUGAGCACUACGACGUUGGAAAGAGAUGGGGGAACUGCACAUAACCCUCUUCUGCAACACAUGGUCCUACUGGAACAGCCAACUGCACAAACUCCCUUAGUCACAGACUGGUAUCUUUCAGGACUGCCCCUCCAUGCACAGUCUCUGGUUGGUGGAGAACGGGUCUCCCCUUCAAUACACAAACUCCGGCAGCAUCGCCCGCUGGGGCGCACCCAGUCUGCUCCCCUUCCCCAGAACGCCCAGGCCCUCCAGCAGCUAGUGAUCCAGCAGCAGCACCAGCAGUUCUUGGAGAAACACAAACAGCAAUUCCAGCAACAGCAACUGCACAUCAACAAGAUUAUAUCAAAACCCAACGAACCAGCUCGCCAGCAUGAAAGCCACCCUGAGGAGACAGAAGAAGAGUUACGGGAACACCAAGCCCUUUUGGAGGAGCCAUACAGCGACAGAGUCGCAAGCCAAAAGGAGGCCCCAGGGCUGGCCAACAUGGUGCAAGUGAAGCAAGAACCCAUCGAGAGUGAUGAGGAGGAAUCGGAGCCGCAGCAGGAGCUGGAGUCUGGGCAGAGGCAGGCUGAGCAGGAGCUGCUCUUCCGUCAGCAAGCUCUUCUGUUGGAGCAGCAACGCAUUCACCAGCUGAGAAACUACCAGGCGUCGCUGGAGGCAGCUGGCAUGCCCGUCUCUUUCGGAGGGCAUCGGCCUCUGUCCCGUGCACAGUCCUCACCCGCCUCGGCCACCUUCCCGAUGUCCGUCCAGGAGCCACCCACUAAGCCAAGGUUCACAACAGGCCUUGUAUAUGACACCUUGAUGCUGAAGCACCAGUGUACCUGUGGAAACACCAACAGCCACCCAGAGCACGCGGGGAGGAUCCAGAGCAUCUGGUCCCGGCUCCAGGAGACGGGUCUCCGUGGCAAGUGUGAGUGCAUUCGUGGAAGAAAAGCAACUCUAGAAGAGCUGCAGACAGUUCACUCGGAAGCCCAUACACUGCUGUACGGCACAAACCCUCUGAACAGACAGAAACUGGACAGCAAGAAACUUCUAGGUUCUCUAACGUCAAUGUUUGUCAGGCUUCCUUGCGGUGGUGUCGGGGUCGACAGUGACACAAUUUGGAACGAAGUUCACUCGUCCGGUGCCGCUCGCCUGGCCGUGGGCUGUGUCAUUGAGCUCGUUUUCAAAGUAGCCACGGGAGAGCUGAAGAAUGGAUUUGCUGUUGUUCGGCCUCCGGGUCACCAUGCGGAAGAGAGCACACCCAUGGGUUUCUGCUAUUUUAACUCCGUGGCAAUCGCAGCCAAGCUGCUGCAACAGAGGCUGAACGUUAGCAAAAUCCUUAUAGUGGACUGGGAUGUUCACCACGGGAAUGGUACUCAGCAAGCUUUCUACAACGAUCCUAAUGUUCUUUAUAUUUCACUACAUCGCUAUGAUGAUGGGAACUUCUUUCCAGGCAGCGGUGCUCCCGACGAGGUUGGCACAGGAGCAGGAGUUGGUUUCAAUGUUAACAUGGCCUUUACUGGUGGCCUUGAUCCACCGAUGGGAGACACAGAAUACUUAACUGCUUUCAGAACGGUAGUAAUGCCCAUUGCCAAUGAAUUUGCCCCAGAUGUUGUGCUGGUGUCGUCUGGUUUCGAUGCGGUGGAAGGCCAUCCCACACCUCUUGGAGGAUACAAUCUGUCAGCAAAAUGCUUCGGGUACCUGACGAAGCAGCUGAUGGGCCUGGCCGGGGGUCGCGUCGUCCUGGCCCUCGAAGGAGGCCACGACCUGACUGCCAUUUGCGAUGCCUCGGAAGCGUGUGUUUCUGCUUUGCUGGGAAACGAGCUUGACCCUCUUCCAGAAAAGGUUUUCCAGCAGAGAGCGAACGCGAAUGCGGUGCACUCAAUGGAGAAAGUAAUCGAGAUACACAGCAAGUACUGGCAUUCACUCCAGCGUUGCUCCUCCACGGUGGGGUACUCCCUGGUCGAGGCUCAGAAGUGCGAGAACGAGGAGGCGGAGACGGUAACGGCCAUGGCGUCUCUGUCAGUGGGCGUGAAGCCGGCCGAGAAGAGACCCGACGAUGAACCCAUGGAAGAAGAACCUCCCCUGUAGCAUUCACCUUCGAGCUGGAGUUCUCCUGUUUGUUCGUCUUCGUCUUGAAGCUCUGACAAGAAGCUUUCUCUUGUUACUCCUGUGUCCUGUCAUGGUUUUUUCCAGAAUACGGAAGGACAACCAGGUGUAAAACAAAGCAACGGAAAAAAAAAAAAUCUCUCCAUAUCUAUAUGCGUCUACAGUAUAGAUUUGCUGAAAAAGAAAAAUGCCGGUGAAGAGCAGUAAAGGACUGACACGCUGGGCACUCUUCCUCUGGGCCUCACUGGGAGCAGAAAGAGGAAUGACGCCCGUGAAGUCUUUGGCAGAGUUGCCAAAAAAAAAAAAAAUAAAUAAAAAAAAAAAAAUCAAAGAUUCAACAACACAUGCGAAAAUAAAACAAACAAACCUUAACGUAAAACUGGUGCUUACAAUUUGAUUACCCACAAUUCAGCAAUCUCCGCUUGAACCACUCAACCCAUCUUGUAGUUUCAUUUCUUGGAUUUUUUAUAUGGCUCUUGCCUGCCUGUGAGUCGACGACGUUCUUGUCGAAACCAGAACAAUGGGAGAUGGUGUAUUUUUAACGGGGAGGGACAGGGAAAGAGGGACUUGUCUUACAUCUAAAGGAAAGGGAAAGAGAAGGGGGGAAACGGUAGCCCAGAUGGAGUCGGCUUUAUUGUCUCCAAAGCCAUCUGAAGAUGAGUUUGUGCCUUUUUUUUUAAUUGAUGGAUUUGGUGCAGCUGGAUUUUCUGAAGUUUGAGGAACAAUGCCUUAAGUAAAAAAAAAAAAAAAGAAAAAGAAAAAAAAAAUUAAAAAAAAACACACACACAAAAACAAAACAAAAAAAAACCACAAAGAACACAGCAGUUCAUGAAUAUUUUUCCUCUGGUUGGGAAAGCCAAGAACUGCCAUCAGGAAGGAAGACUUUUUGGCUUGUGCUGGCAUGAUGGUGGGAAGCAGGCAUCAGCUGAACAGAGCGUCUCCAAAAACUGUCUACAAGUUUGGAUUUGUUUUGUUUUCUUUCAUUGCUGUUUCAAAAAAAAAAAAAAAAAAAAAGAAAAAAAAAAAUUAAGGUAGUUGCCAAAAAAGUGGCAAAUACUGUUGGGUCUUUGAAAUUCAACCAUUUUUAAAUACAAAUUUUCAAAUGUUUUCUCUCUUCUACAUUAUCUAGUAAUUGAACUUAUCAAUUUGGUUGUUGAAGCAUGUAUUAGACACAAAUGCAGGUUUAAGACUGGAAUGCUUUUUAUUAAAAGCAACUAGCAUGAGAUAUUGCUUAAAUUGUUAGGUAUAAAUAUAUAUAUGUGUAUAAUGUAUAUUCCAAAUGUAUUCCAAGCUUAGAAACCGGAUUCCUAUGAAUUAUUGAUAAAAAUAUUUAUGAUGCAUUUAUAGAAAAAUAUAUGUAAUAAAUGCAUACUAUAACAGUAGCCAUUGGAAGCUCCCUAGGGACAGAUUUGGGAAUUGGAAUGUAAAAGGUGCUUUUGGAAAAGGAUCCAGGUUGAAACUCGAGGAUUUUCAGACGACAGGUUGGAAAGUUUUUCAGAAAGCCAACACGUUAGCCACUGGGCAACUACCCUAAACAUUUGUAUUUUAAUUUAAGGUUUUUAGUUGUGAUCCUUUUCUAACAAAGAAAAAAAAAAUGAGUUUUUUAUAGCAAAGACUAUGAAUUUGCUGUUAAUUUUUAUAUCGAUAUUUCACAAAACCCUAAAGAAGCCUUGUUUGUGUGACUCUGACGUUUAUUUUCUAUUUGGCAGGUUUCAUUUCCGAACGGCAAUAGCGUCUAAACCUUUUUUCCUCCCACUUUUCUUGCUUGUACAUUAUUUUUUUUGUUUGUUUGUUUAAAUUUUUCUCUUUUUUUUUUCCUUUUUUCUUAAGUCUUCUGUACAGUGAGCAGCUUUCUGCAGGCGUAAGGAACUGUGGCAGAUUGUCAGCGUUUAUUUUUUUCGGAAAGGGCGCAGUUUUAUCGAGGAGGGAACGCGAUGGGCUCUUUUGUAAUAAUGAUACCGCCGACUGUAUAUUUCCUCAGUUCUGUUAUAGUAGCUGUGUAAAGAAAAUAAGGAGUUUUCUUACCUUUGACGUAGUGGGAUUCCAGUGGGCGCUGUCUUUGUCCUCGGCGCGGAUCGUAGCGCGGAUUCCAGGCGGCUGCCGUAGCGGCCCGCCCUCGGGAAGGCCGCUCGGACGCUCGUGGGACACCUGGCAUUUUCUCUUCGCCGGACAGACGGACACGCAGACACGCACGCACACCUCCCCACCUCCUCUUUCUCACUUUCUCUCCUUUCUUCCCGUCGCUGGUAGGGUUGGAGAACUUUUCCCGAAGGCGGUUUGUUGUUUGGUUUUUUGUUUUUUUUUUUUUUUUGUUUUUUUGUUUUUUUUUUCCCGCCCCCCCCCCCCCCCCCCCAGCACCCCGAGGAGGUGCUGUCGCCUCCUGCAAACGGCGGGUGGGAGCAGCAGCGAAGCCCUGCCACGAAGAAUUUGAGCAGCUUAGAGGAGACCGGAUUGACACGCGUGCCUUCUUACAGCGGUGUAGGAUAGCACACACCCCGCCUCCGAACAACCAAGGGUAGCUUUUUUUUUUUUUUUUUUUUUAAUUACUAAUAUUAUUAUUAUUUUAUUCUGUUACGAUGACGACUGACGGGGUUGCUUCCAGUAACUUAUUUUUUUCCAGUUCUUGAAGCGGCCACUUUCAUUCCAUUCAGGACUCGCUCGCGGGAGGAAUAUUGAAGCAUAAUCAUACGUGUGAGCAAACGCAAGAGGCUUUUCCUUUAUUCCUCGGUUUAUAAUGCGAUUUUAAAACCAGACACUACUGCAUUUGAGUUUUGCAAACCCAAGUACGUGUUAAAAUCAUGAACAGCUUCGGUCGCGUCGGAACCAUCCUCAGCAUAUUCUAAAAACAACCUUCCCGUGUGAAAACACGACGUACCUGGAGGUGUUGUGGUUGGGUUUUUUUCAACCAACCGCUUUGCUGCUGUGAUCUAAAAUUAGUCUGGCUGCCGAAUCUGGUGACUGACUUUAAAUUUUCCUUUUGCCGUGUACACGCGGUGGGCAGUAACCAUGUUUACACGAUCGUUUCGGUUGUCAGCUCUUCCCUGGAGGGUUUUUGUAUUUCUCCUCUCGGCCGUGGCGAAGCUUUUUCUUUUCUUUUCGCGUUCCUGAGAGCUGCCGGCUGGCCGUGCUGAGCCGGUUUCUUUCUAAAAAUCGGAGGAGCUUGUCAGGAUGCCACCUUCGUUUCUUUCCAUCGUUUCCGCUCAGCUUUUUGCCAGGGACGGGAAGGUUUUUUUUUUUUUUCCCCGAGACGGCGGAGCUCGUCUCCUCCAAACUCCCGGCGACGCGGAUGCGUUUUCGCCCCGGGUGAGGUGGGGCUGCUCUUCAGGGCCGGUGCAGGCGCAGAGCCCGGGGGGGGGGGAAGAGCCCUCGUUUUGGGGCUCGCCGGGGUUUUUUUCACCUUUUGAGCCGUUGGCUUCUUGAUUUCAGACGAUUUUGCCGUCGGGCGGCUGCGCCAGCGGGGCGGGAGCCCGGGAUGCUCCUGCAUCCCAGCGCGGUGCUGCCCGGGGCACCCUUCGUACCUGCUUGGGAAAAAAGGAGCAUCUUUCAGUCCUCUUUGCAGAGAAGCGAGGCCCAGUUUGCAGUACACAAGUAAUCACCGGGGUUUUUUUUUGUCGGUUGGUUGGUUGGUUUUUCGGUUUGGUUUUGUUUUGGUUUGUUUUUUUGUUUUUUUUUUUUACUUUCGAUACAAAACAUUCCUUUUUUUAUUAGUCACAGUCAUGUAUUCAUUCCAUUCUUCCUUUUGUAAACUUUUUUGGGCCCACAUCUUUUAUGGGCAUUGAUAUAUAUAAAUAUAUAUAUAAAUAUAUAUGAAUAUAUUUUUUUAAGUUUCCUACACCUUGAGGUUGCAUGGUCUGUAAGGUUGGCAUGUCUUUAUAUUGUAUACAGAUUUUGCACGCCAAACUUGGCAGCUUUGAAAAUGAAAAAAAAAAAAAAAAAAUUGUGGUUUGGGGGUUUUUUUGGGUUGGUUUUUUUGUUUUGUUUUGUUUUUUUCCUCUCGUGGCAUUUGCAGAGACUAAAGGUUGGGACGUUGUUGUCACACACACACACCCACGCACCCACGCACGCACCCACACAGCUACACACAAAGGAAGGAGAGUGGGAACAUUUUUUGCGUCUUACUGAACUUACUAAGAAAUUGUGCUUUUUAUUGUUAAAAAAUAAAAGAGUAAAUAAAAAGGACUACUUAAACAUUUCUCAUUUUAAGAAGAAAAAGAAAAAAAAGAAAAAAAAAAAAAAAAAAGACGUUUAUCUAGCACUUGUGACUUACCAAUAAUAGAGUUUAUUGUAUUUAUGUGGAAACAGUGUUUUUAGGGAAACUACGCAGAACACAAAGUAAACUGCCUGUGUCAUUAUUAUUUUUUUUUUCUUUUCAUUUGGGUUGGUAUUUUGUUUUGAUUUCUCGGCUGGGUGGGGAGGUUGGAUGCAACCCUUUGUCAACACACGUAGUCGUUACUUCUAAGGAGAUGAGUGACGAGGACUUUAAAGAGUUAACUCUUCAGCACAGCUGCGUUAACUUUUUUAAAAUUACUUUUACAUGAUGUAUUAUUGCUGGGUUUCACUUUAAACAGUCGUGUACUGUGCAACACUGUGGUUUAAAACGAGACUUUACAUCAAAAAGAAAACAUGUUUCUUCAUUGUCAUGAAGUUGAGCUCGUUCUCAGCUCAUCUUCACUUUGUCUUUGAUAUUGAUGAAAAAGUAUCCUAUUGAAAGAAAAUAAAUUAACACUUUUCUGUGCUCCAUAGUGGAGGCGCUAUUUUCCAAUUUAUGAGGAUGACAAACUUAUAUAUAUAAUAUAUAUAUAAAAGUGGGGGGGGAGGGGUUGAAACAUUAUUCACCCAAGAGCUUAUUACAGAUAUGUAGUAUCAAAAAGUUGUAACUAUAUUAUAUUCUACUUUAUACCUAUACAUGCUCAGUAUGACGUCACCAUUGGUAGCAGCUACCGGUUUACGCUGUAAUUUAGACACAGUUUCACUCUUAUUGUAUGGACCCUACUUUAAGUGAUGGUAGCAUUCUUUGUGCUAAAUUUUCUGAUGGUCCUUUCUUUUACUUGGUGGAGUUGGAAUAUUUUUCUCAUUCUUGUUUUUGUUUGGGGUUUUUUGUUUUGUUCUGCUUUUCUCUUUUUUUUGUUGUUUUUUGUGUUUUUUGUUUUUUGUUUUGUUUUUUUUUUUUACUGGCCAAUGGUGUCUUUCUCUGACAGUACCGACUUCAAUUUCAACUUUAUUAGGAGUCCAGUAUUUUGUACCACAUUAUGACAACUUGUUAUUCUUGUGGUGUAAAUAAAAAGAAAAAGUUAAUUAUAGUACCA